AUGGUAGCGCUCAACGAUCCUGCCGUGCAAUCCUACAUUUUAUAUUCCGGCAUUCUAGCCUUGAAAGUUCUGAUUAUGGCAUUACUAACGGCAAGAGUUCGAUUUGCUAAGAAAAUAUUCGCCAACGAAGAGGACGCAAAGACGUCCAAAGGUCGAGUGAAGUUGGACGAUCCGGACGUUGAGAGGGUAAGACGUGCGCAUCUUAACGACCUUGAGAACAUUCCUGCGUUUUGGAUACUGGGGGCAUUGUACCUAACGACAGCACCAGCGGCAGCGUGGGCUACUUUCCUGUUCCGUGUAUACACGGCAAGCCGAAUUAUUCACACAAUAGUGUAUGCCGUUAAACCAAUGCCGCAGCCGUCGCGGGCUAUCGCGUAUUUCAUUCCCUACCUCAUCAUGUGGUACAUGGGUAUUAAGGUGAUUUCACAUUACUACGGAGCUAUGUAA
Molecule: messenger RNA, 447 nt
Organism: Parnassius mnemosyne (clouded apollo)
Lineage: Eukaryota; Metazoa; Arthropoda; Insecta; Lepidoptera; Papilionidae
Source: the annotation of a GenBank genome assembly